GAAUAAAUUCUCGGGACCUGCACAGCUUCGUGGGCAUACCCUGAGGUCUUACAUCCCUCCCCAGGCGCGCAGGCCAGCACGGGCCGCCCUCGCCAUCCGGACGAGCUCUGGGCCGCAAGGAACCAGGGGGUGGGUGGCGCAGGCCCGUGGCCACUGGAACCAGCGCGCCACCCCAGGCUCGUGUCCCGGGUUGGAAGCCGGGACAAACCUUUUCACACUUCUACAAAAAGCGCUCCAUGAGAUCGUUAACUAUUUCCCUAUCUGGGAAACACUGCGGAAAGGUGGUGGAAAACGACGCCAGGAUAGCAGCACUAGAACAGGCAUAUCCUUCAAGAAGGAUGAAAGAGGAGGGCUCAGGAGCCACUCCCGGCUCGGGCCGCCUGGGUAGGGAGGGUUCCGAGACGCGAAGCCUCGCGAGAACUGGGGUCAGCCGCUCGUUGCGUUGCCUAGCGACGCGAAGGACGCUCGCAGGCCCCCAGCCUAACCCCCGCAGUAGCCUUAAGUCUCCUACCAUGGGGGAAGAACGCGGCCGCAGCGGCAGUGAGACCACUAGGGAGCGGCAGAAGCUGAAGCAGCAGGCUCUGGAGUACUACCGGAAGAACGACGUUCCGCGCAGGCUGGAAGAGCUGCUCAACGCCACCUUCUACCUCAAGCCUGCCGACGUCUACGGGCACCUGGCAAACUGCUUUUCUAAACUUGCAAAGCCUCCGACCAUAUGCAAAGUGGUGGGGAAGACUGUGCUGGAUGGACUGGGGCUUCCCACCCUGCAGGUGGAGAUGUUCUGCACCGUCCAAAACUUCCACAAGAGCAUAUGUUCUGUGGCGAUGGCGACCGACUUCGAGGUGCAGGAGAACGCCUUCCCCGAGCUGGCGGAGGGGGAGGAGGCCGGGAGGCUCGACGCCGUCAGCACGGCCAUACAGUGGGUCAACGAGACCAUCACCCAGGACCUGCAGGGCCUUGAGCCCUCCAGCCAGGCCGAGGUGGACCAGGUGCUCAGGACAUUCUUUGAAAAUAAAGUACAAGAAGAUAAGGAGAGAAAAGACUUGGAAAAGGGCCUGGAAGACUCAGCAGAGCCCACCCCCGCACCUGUAACGCCAGCGUCACCUCCUCCUCCACCUGCAGCCAAAAAAAAGGGACAAAAGCCAGCCAUGAAGCCUUCUUUUAUAGAGAAACCUAUCGUGCCUCCCGAGCCCGCCGAACCCGUGCUCUGUGGCAGCAUGGCCGUCGGGGCCGUGUCACUGGCGGCGGCCAAAGCCAGCGCCGAGCUGAGCGGCAGUCCUCUGUACUUCAGGAUCGCUCUGCUGAAGCGCCAGCAGGAACCGCCAGCCAAGCUGACCAUCCCUCUGCUGAUGGUCUCUCUGGUCAGCUGUGGGAAGUCAUCACCUGGGAAGCUGAAUUUAAUGAAAGAAGUGAUUUGUAUACCCCAUCCUGGAUUAACCGCUAAACAGGGUGUGGAGAUGCUUAUGGAAAUCCAGAAACAAAUUAACAAAGCAAUCGAAACGCCGCCUCCUCAGAAAGCAGAGCCGAAGAAAGGGCAUAACGAAGGCAAAAGAGGUCAACAGCUGAUCACCGGCAAGAUGUCCCACCUCGGCUGUUUGACCAUCACGUCCGACACCAUAGAGCAGCCCCUGCUCCUCAUACAGGGAAUCUGCGAGAACCUGGGGCUGAAAAUGGGAAUGAACCUGCACCUGGCCAUCAACUGCGCCGCACAGGACCUGAUGGACUACAACAAAGGGAAGUACGAAGUGGUGACGGGAAUGUACAAAAACGCCACCGAGAUGAUUGACCUGUACGUGGACCUGAUCAACAAGUUCCCUUCCAUUGUUGCCUUGAUCGAUCCCUUCAGGAAAGAGGACUCUGAGCAGUGGGAGGGCCUCUAUAAUGCCAUUGGUUCCCGGUGUUACAUCAUCUCAGGAAGUGCCUCCAAAAGCAUCUCCAGACUCCUGGAGGACGGGAGCAUCCGCAGCCCCAAGUCCACUGGGCUGAUCAUCAAACACACAAAUCAAACUACAAUGUCGGACUUGGUGGAAAUAACCAAUCUCAUCCACAGUACGAGGCAGGUCACCGUGUUCGGAAGCACAGCAGGAGAGUGCCUUGACGACAGCAUCGCCGAUCUGGCUGUGGGACUGGGUGUCCGGUUUCUCAAGUUGGGAGGUCUUUCCCGUGGCGAGCGGGUGACUAAGUACAACCGCGUUUUCACUAUAGAGGAGGAGCUUGUCCGGAGCGGAAUUCUGGGUUUCAACGAAGAACUCGUCUUUUCUCAAGUGAGCAAGGAAGACAGGAAGGCCGCCAAGGCUGGCGAGUGGCCUGAGCCCUGCGUCCCCGAGGAGGCCGUAUAGGAACUGGCCACCCCGAGAGCGCCCUCGGCACGGGGCUGUGCGCACCCCACUUCACGGCCACGGCACUGGACUGGUCUGCAGCAUGCCCUCUUCCCACUGGUUGCGUGCCAAAUGUCGCUAACCCGUGUGCCGUCUUUCCCUCACCGUUUGGUAAAAUACACAGAUAGUAUUUCUGCCUGAAACUAUCCCUGUGGACUCUGUCUUACCAGCCGUCACCUUGCCACGGAGGUCGUGUUUGCGCACUGGCUCUGCUGUCCCUGAAUGGGGAGCCUGGGGCAGGGCGUCACCUAGGAACAGAGUCCAGAGCUUUUGUUGCCAAAUGCACACUCAGUUCAAACGCCGUGCACUUGACAAAGGAAGACAUCUCGGAAGACAAAACCCUUCACACGAGGAGCUCUCGGUGCCAGGGGCAGGUGCACACCUGUGUGUAUCUUACGCCCCGAGCGAGAAAGCACAGGCGGUGUCG
Molecule: messenger RNA, 2805 nt
Organism: Phyllostomus discolor (pale spear-nosed bat)
Lineage: Eukaryota; Metazoa; Chordata; Mammalia; Chiroptera; Phyllostomidae
Gene: ENO4
Product: enolase 4
Exons: 14
Coding region: 237-2339 (700 amino acids)
Biological process (GO): glycolytic process
Cellular component (GO): phosphopyruvate hydratase complex
Molecular function (GO): phosphopyruvate hydratase activity; magnesium ion binding
Source: RefSeq, a predicted model, not a curated record